Molecule: messenger RNA, 849 nt
Organism: Aegilops tauschii subsp. strangulata
Lineage: Eukaryota; Viridiplantae; Streptophyta; Magnoliopsida; Poales; Poaceae
Source: RefSeq, a predicted model, not a curated record
AUGGAGAGACUGAACACUCAUGAGGAACAAGAAGAAGAGAAGAGAGAUCUAUAUGGCUCCAGUCAACGCAAAAAUCAUGAUCUCAAGGUUGUGGUUGAUUCCUCCUCAGAUGGAAAUGCCGAAGAAGAUACAGAUGACCGAGGACAACCCAGCAAGGAUCUCGCACUUAUCACGAAAAGAUUCCAAAGCUUCCACAAAAAGAGACAGUUCCAGAAAAGAAAUUCAAGCAACUUUGGGGGUUCAAAAUCUUCAUCAAAACCUGCCGGAGAAUACACAUGUUUCAACAAGAGCAAGAACUACGACUCUGAUGAAGAAAAGAAACCGAAGAAAUUCUUCAAGAAGAAGGACAACUCCAGCUCAAAAUCUUUGUCAAGAUCUUCAUCGAGGAACCCGUCCAAGUCCUCCUCCAACCACAAGAAUACUUCUCGCAAGGCCAAGGCGUACAUCGACAAGGAGAUGGAUUCUGAAGAAGAAGAAUCGUCUGCCUCCGAAGAAGAAAAUGAGUCCGGUGAGGAUUCUGACUCGGGCAUGGCUGGCAUAGCAUGUGCCUCCUCUCCUGUGACGAAUUUCUUCGGGAACCCGUCAAGCGACGAUGAAACUCCUGCCAACUGCUUCAUGGCCAAGGCUUCAAAAGAAAAGGUAUCCUCCAAACAUAACAAGGUUCACUCUAGUGAUCAAUAUUCUUCUGAUGAGGAUGACCAUGCUAAGUUGAUCAAAAUUGCAAAUAUUCAAAAAAAAAAAACUCUUGAAAAGAUAGAGAAAACCCUUAGGAAAUCUGAAGGCUUGUUGGUUGAGGAGAUGGAGAAAAAUCAGUCGUUCACCGAAGAGUAUUCCACUCUCAAGUCAUGA